Molecule: messenger RNA, 1907 nt
Organism: Cynara cardunculus var. scolymus (artichoke)
Lineage: Eukaryota; Viridiplantae; Streptophyta; Magnoliopsida; Asterales; Asteraceae
Product: 3-epi-6-deoxocathasterone 23-monooxygenase
Exons: 7
Coding region: 1-1434 (477 amino acids)
Biological process (GO): brassinosteroid biosynthetic process; sterol metabolic process; multicellular organism development
Molecular function (GO): oxidoreductase activity, acting on paired donors, with incorporation or reduction of molecular oxygen, NAD(P)H as one donor, and incorporation of one atom of oxygen; heme binding; iron ion binding
Source: RefSeq, a predicted model, not a curated record
AUGGACGUCAUCCUCUCCGCCGUGGUACUCCUUUUCUUCACCUUCAUCUUCAUCUUCAUCAACAAAUGCCGCCGGUCAUGGAUAUCAUCAUCAUCGCCGGUAAGAAGUAUGCUCUUAGGAACCAUGGGAUGGCCAUUCAUCGGCGAAACUUUAGAUUUCAUCUCCUGCGGUUACACCGAUCAUCCUCAAUCAUUCAUGGAUAAACGUCGUCUUCUGUAUGGGAAGGUGUUCAAAUCGCACUUAUUUGGUAGUCCAACGAUAGUGUCGACAGAUGCAGAAGUGAGCAGAUUCGUAUUACAAAGCGAUGCAAACAGUUUUGUGCCAUCGUAUCCAAAGUCGUUGACGGAACUGAUGGGAGAAUCGUCGAUUUUGAGAAUUAAUGGAAACUUACACCGGAGAAUCCAUGGACUCAUUGGUGCUUUCUUCAAAUCUCCAUAUCUGAAAGCUCAAGUGACCUCUGACAUGAGAAAGCUGCUUCUUCAAUCCAUGGCUACUUGGAAAGAAGAUCGUCCUAUUUACAUUCAAGAUGAAACCAAACAUAUCGCAUUUCAAGUGCUGGCCAAAACUCUGAUCGGGUUGGAUCCGGGUGAAGAAAUGGAGUAUUUGAGGAUCCAAUUUCAGAAAUUUGUUGCGGGUCUCAUGUCGUUACCGUUAAAGUUACCUGGAACUCAACUUCAUCGAUCGUUACAAGCCAAGAAGAAGAUGGGGAAAUUGGUCUAUAAAAUUAUUCGGGAUAAAAGGAUGAAUGUUUCACCUGAUUCUAGGGAUGUGGCUGAUGUGUUGCUCAAUGAUAAGAGCGAAAAGCUAACUGAUGAAUUGAUAUCUGAUAAUAUGAUUGAUUUGAUGAUUCCUGGAGAGGACUCAGUGCCGUUACUUAUAACUUUGGCUAUCAAAUACUUAUCAGAUUGUCCAAAAGCUCUCCAUCAACUUAAGGAGGAAAAUUUGGAGUUGAAGAUGCGUAAAGAAGACCUCGGGGAGCAAUUGUGUUGGGAUGAUUACCUAUCGAUGCCAUUUACACAAAGCGUGAUUACAGAAACCCUAAGAAUGGGGAAUAUAAUAAUGGGGGUGAUUAGAAAGGCCAUGAAAGAUGUGGAGGUCAAAGGCUAUCUUAUACCAAAAGGAUGGUGUGUAUUGACUCAUUUCAGAUCAGUUCAUCUUGAUGAAAAUUACCAUGAGUCUCCUCACCAGUUCAAUCCUUGGAGGUGGCAAGAAAGGGACAUGAGCAGUGGUAGCAGUAGUUGCUUCACUCCUUUUGGUGGAGGGCUAAGGCUGUGUCCUGGGCUUGAUUUGGCCAGACUUGAAGCCUCCAUAUUCCUCCACCACUUUGUUACCAAGUUCAGGUGGGUAGCUGAAGAAGACACCAUAAUCAACUUCCCAACAGUAAGAAUGAAGAAGAAGAUGCCAAUCUGGGUGAAAAGAGAUGUACAUCAAUGAUGUUAUGAUUGACCAUAUAGGUAACAUCAUAUCCAUCGACCCACAUGCAUCUAUGCCGGAAGAUUGAAUUUUCAUUUCAUUUCAUGGGCCCUUUUGUCUAACUAAAGACAAAAAUCGAAGAACCAUAUAUACGCAUGUGCAUGGGUGCAUGCAUGGCCAUCGUCAUCACAUGAUCAUAUGAUGUUGAAAUAUUUGUCCCAUCUUCCAACUUCGAUAAUUCAUUACACACUACACAUGCAUGCAUACAUGUUAAAUAAUAAAUCGGAUGCAUGCAUGUAUGGAUGGAAUCAGCUAGUAUAUAUGAACCCUUUAAUUAUGUGAACUUAAUUAAUUAGGGUUAAUCUUGCAUAGUAAUUAGGGGUUUUUGUUAAUUACCUAGAAAUCAGAGGUAGCUAGCUAGUAAUGUAUGAUGUUUUUGUUUAAUUAUCGCAUACUUUACAUGUAUAAAGAAUGUAGAUAGAUUUAUCUAUCUG